AUGCAGCCAAAAUUGCUUUCCAAAUCGGGAGGCUUUGAGAUGACACAAAGACCCCAGAAAACAGAUCUCCACGGGGCCAGGUGUCGCGGGAACCUCGGGGGGCGUGAGCGAGCAUCGCCUCGUAUAGAUCAAGGCGUUUAUGGUUUCCCCGUUAAACACAAAUCAUCCGCAGCCGCAAUAGGAGAGCGGCCGGCCCAGGAGAGCAUCCCGGCCGCAGAGAAGCCGGAUCCCGGAUCUUCGGCCGCGUUGAUGAGGCUCCAGAGAGGCCCUGGGCCACGAGGAGCCAAGGACCAGAGGAGCCGAGGACAAGAGGAGCCAAGGACUAGAGGAGCCGAGGACCAGAGGAGCCGAGGACUAGAGGAGCCGAGGACCAGAGGAGCCGAGGACCAGAGGAGCCGAGGACCAGAGGAGCCGAGGACCAGAGGAGCCGAGGACCAGAGGAGCCGAGGACCAGAGGAGCCGAGGACCAGAGGAGCCAAGGACCAGAGGAGCCGAGGACCAGAGGAGCCGAGGACCAGAGGAGCCGAGUACCAGAGGAGCCGAGGACCAGAGGAGCCGAGGACCAGAGGAGCCGAGUACCAGAGGAGCCGAGGACCAGAGGAGCCGAGUACCAGAGGAGCCGAGGACCAGAGGAGCCGAGUACCAGAGGAGCCGAGGACCAGAGGAGCCGAGGACCAGAGGAGCCGAGGACCAGAGGAGCCGAGGACCAGAGGAGCCGAGGACCAGAGGAGCCGAGGACCAGAGGAGCCGAGGACCAAAGGAGCCGUGAGCCGAAGACCAGAGGAGCCGAGGAGCCGAGCCCAAAUGAGCCGAGGAGGCGAGGACUAG
Molecule: messenger RNA, 828 nt
Organism: Penaeus indicus
Lineage: Eukaryota; Metazoa; Arthropoda; Malacostraca; Decapoda; Penaeidae
Exons: 4
Coding region: 1-828 (275 amino acids)
Source: RefSeq, a predicted model, not a curated record